AAUCUACUAUAAAAUGGAAGAGAAUUUGGAAGUUCUUCACAUCUAUCUGCCUGGACGUAGAAGUAUUCAGUCAUUUGACAAGAUAACAGCUGAAAUUAAAACACCACAAAAAUGUUGUUAGGGAUUAGUGCUUUGGUUCUUCUGCAGGUUGCCUGCUCACUUGCUGUCGAUGAGCCAUUUCCAUGCUAUCAGUGCCAGAUGACGUGUUCAUUUGGUUUCGCAAACAAAAUGGACGAUAACGGAUGCCAGUUGUGCGAAUGUGCAAAACCUUCAAAACCCACAUGUAGGAAGUAUUGUCCAUUUGGUUUUAAACCAGACCCUAAUGCUGACAUCCUGUGCGAUUGCGCAGACCCGCAACCCAAAUUACAAGGACCUCCCAAACCCACAUGUAGGAAGUAUUGUCCAUUUGGCUUUAAGGAAGAUCCUAAUGCUGCUAUCCUGUGUGAAUGCGCAGAUCCUCAACCAAAACUGUCAAAGAGAAAUAUUCCUGAACCCGCAUGUCAGAUGCUCUGUGAAUUUGGUCUUAAAAAGGACGCCGAUGGUAAAACUUUGUGUGAAUGCGCAGAUCCUGAACCCGCAUGUCAGAUGCUCUGUGAAUUUGGUCUUAAAAAGGACGCCAAUGGCAAAACUUUGUGCGAAUGUGCAGAUGCAACACCGGAACUGCAAAACGGCACUCGAUGCCCACCGAAUCAGUGCUUAAUAUACUGUCAAUACGGACGCGCAAUAGAAAACGGUUGUGAAGUCUGCAGAUGCAAUAGAAGACCUCGCCGUCGCUGCCGUGGUAACUGUAAGAAAUAUUGCCCAUAUGGGUAUGUGUUUGGACUUGAUGGUUGCCCCACUUGUAAUUGCAGACAACGCCCAGUGGCAGCUUAAACGGAUCAUCCGAAUUACAACUGAAGAAGAGUUAAAAGUAAUUUUCCGAUGAAGGACCUUAAACGUUUAUUUUAUGUGUCCCGAAACAGAAAAUAAACAAUACUGCA
Molecule: messenger RNA, 980 nt
Organism: Owenia fusiformis
Lineage: Eukaryota; Metazoa; Annelida; Polychaeta; Sabellida; Oweniidae
Source: the annotation of a GenBank genome assembly